Messenger RNA from Coregonus clupeaformis (lake whitefish), 967 nucleotides. It is a transcript of the gene m17, whose product is annotated as IL-6 subfamily cytokine M17. Gene Ontology annotation, molecular function: ciliary neurotrophic factor receptor binding; cytokine activity. Gene Ontology annotation, cellular component: extracellular region. The record is from RefSeq and is a predicted model, not a curated record. Gene Ontology annotation, biological process: negative regulation of neuron apoptotic process; immune response; ciliary neurotrophic factor-mediated signaling pathway. Lineage: Eukaryota; Metazoa; Chordata; Actinopteri; Salmoniformes; Salmonidae. The transcript has 3 exons. Bases 22 to 705 code for a protein of 227 amino acids.
GCCUGUGUCACUGUAUGGGAAAUGAGUGGUCAUGUAAAGAAUAUGUGUCCUCAGCUGUCCAUAUCACAAGCAGCAAGAACAUUGCUCUCUCUGUUACUGGUUGCUGCCAUUGAUUCAGUUAGUGCUGGAGUAGUAUGUAGGAAGCAACCGUGUGGGAGUUCCCUACAAAGAAGUUUGAAGCUAACCAAACUCAUACACAAGGAAUCUGUGGACCUCUUAAAAACAUACAAGGUCAGUCAAGGAGACAUGUCAGAGCUGUUCUGCCAGAUGUCAAUCAACAACGUUCCUGACCCAAACAUCUCUGGCCUUGAUCCCUCAGAGCGGAUGUUGAGCAUCUACUCCCACUGUAAGGCUUUCCUACCACACCUGAAGAGGGUCACUGAGCAACAGACAGACUUACAGCCACCCUCCAGCGCACUGCUGAGCAAACUCUCUACUGCCCAGAACCGCACCAAUGGUCUGGCCAAUCAAAUAAACUGCAUUUACCAAACCUUCUUUCCAAACCUGCCCAUCCCACCUGAACCUGUAGACGGACCGACUUCAGUACCCCCCUCCCAGAACGUGUUCCAGCAGAAGGUCUAUGGCUGUGUGGUUCUAAAGAGAUUCAAGGAGUUCCUGUCACGGGUCACACGUGAAUUAAGGACCCUAAAGAGCCAAGUGUGCACUAGGAGGACAUCAUUUGCAGACACAAAUGCACUGUUCUGAGGCCGACUUCCUAUUUAUUUUAUUUAUUAUUUAUUGUACACUUGUUUAGAACUUAUGGAAGCUUAUUGCUGCCACUGAAAAAAAACUGGCCGGCCAAUAUUUUUCAGUGGCAGCAAUAAUUCACUUGGCAUACUACGUCAUUUCAACAUCGUCAUUUGUGUAAUAUUUGGUUGUGACGUUCAAUCUUUAAUCAUCCACUCAAAAAGACAGCCAGAAGUUGGUUGAAUUCCCAAUGUGUUAUCGAUAUGCCUUCAACCAUCUA